Molecule: messenger RNA, 9063 nt
Organism: Lytechinus variegatus (green sea urchin)
Lineage: Eukaryota; Metazoa; Echinodermata; Echinoidea; Temnopleuroida; Toxopneustidae
Product: microtubule-associated protein futsch-like
Exons: 9
Coding region: 549-6683 (2044 amino acids)
Biological process (GO): microtubule bundle formation; microtubule depolymerization
Cellular component (GO): microtubule plus-end
Source: RefSeq, a predicted model, not a curated record
AAUGAAUCUCAAUUUCCUCUAGAAGGCAUGCUCAACUCACAGUAUUCUUUGGGUUCUUGAAGCAUCUUCACCCUGGGAGCUUGCUGACAUUAUUCUGUGAUCAUGGUAAAAGCAUCUUCCAGUGUAUACUGACUUUGUCAUCAGCAUCAUGAAGUUUUAUUGGUAAACAGAAUAUGACAGCUCCGGAACAACAUUUUGACUUUGCUUGACACAGACACACAUGGAAUGGAUAAGUCAGGGAACAGAAUCUUAUCAAGAGUGUCUGUGAAUCACCAUGAUGAUUUUAUCCAGGGCAAGGAGUUGAUCGGGCUUGGAUAGUGAAACAUCUCAGAACAAGUGUGAAGACAAGAAAACACUAAAAAGAAUGGGUUAGACCUGGAGAUUUCUCUGCAGUUAUUGGUUGUGUUUUUCUGCAAGGUGCUCGAUGGUUUGGUAAAAGAAACUGUGCUACCAGUCUUCAAGUUCAGGGAUGCUCAUCUUCUGUUUUUCAUAAGUAAUACCAGAGCAGUAGCAAUGUGUCUAUACAUAUGGAAUAAGGGAUAUUAUUCAUGUUUAUUGAACUUGAAAGGAUUUUUCUCUUCAGUCGAGAGGGUGGAAGAACUUUGAAUUUUUCUAAGAUGGAGGAUAUUUUCUUUCCUUGGCUAGAUCUGAUGGUCUAUUUCUCUGUCUGCAUCGGACUCUGGUAUUUCGUGUCACUGCAGGAUUUGCGUGACGAGUGCCUGAAGCUGCAUGGUAGAGUACGAGAUCUGGAAGUACAGAAUCGGAAUCUAAGGUGCCUCUUUGAUCAGAAUAGAUUCAAGCAAUCCAUCCCUUCUCCAUCACAGUCUUCUUCACAUCAGCAAUAUGUUUCCUACGGCAGUACCUCACCAGGUUUGGCAGGUUGUUCAAUACCAGUCCUUACACCCUCAGCAUCUUCCCAUUCUUCACCUUCAUCAGCCUCACCUGGUCUCUAUGCACCCUUCAACCAUCCACUGAGGACCACCAAACAUCAACGGUCAGAACCUGGUCCUUCUGGCUCAACCCCAGAGGGUGGCAAGGAUCCACCGCUUAGCCCUCGCUUGUUGCAGGGACAGGCUCCUAAGAAGCUUGACCACAGUGGUUCCCCAGUGAAGACAACAGACCAGUCCAAAGAAACCAACCCUCAGUGUGACACUUAUCAAAGGCUAGUCAGGCAACAAUAUCAGCAAUACCGUCAUCACCAUUCCCAACAGCAGCUUCAACAACAACGCACACUACCUCAAGAGAUCCUUAGACAGCUGUCGGCUCCAGCCAAUUAUCCAGCAUCGUCCUCUCCACAUCACGCAAUGCAACAGGGUAGGACACCAGCAAUCAGGGGCUUGGAUCAGAUGUACCCCUUCCUCCCAUACCAGUGUGAAGUGUCUGGGGUAGAAGGUGCAGGUGAGGGGAUGGGUAUGGAAGACUACUCUUGGUCCACAAGUCCUUCAGAUGCAUUUCCGUCGUCCAUGGGGCAUUCCUCUUUGCCGAAUACUCCAGGAAGGAUGGGUGUCUAUGAUGAGGCCUUGAAUGGUAACAUGCCUCUCAGUGGAAGCCUCGGGGCUAGGAUCGCUAAAAUGCAAGUGAUGGGAGAGGAUAGGCUUGAGAGGAACUCACCACCAGAAGUGCAGGAUGGGCGCAAUGGAUACAUCCUCGGGGACCAAUACACUAAGCCUUAUGUUCAUGCACCAUUCCAUUAUGCUCAAAGUCUUCUCAAGGAGCUACAAGAGAUAAGUGCCAGCGUUAAAAGCUUUGAAAGUCUCACUCUAGAACCUAAAGCCAGUCACCAGCAGAAAAGGAAAGCAAACGAUGGCCAACCUGUCCUGCAACGUCAGAAACUUGCCAAAAACUUUUCACCAAGUGCUUCCAAUGCAAGCAGCGAGUCUCUCAAUAGUGCUACCUCUCCAAAACAUAUGAUGGACAGCACAAGUAGUAUGACAAGUACAGAGAGCAUGGAAACAACUUUAGAGAGGAUUCCACCGACAGUUCUGUCUCAUGGUAGUCCUCUAAGACAAGAACAUCAUCUUCAAUGGAGACCUGAGUAUGGAGGAAACAAGGUUCCUGAUAGAACUUCUCAAUUCCCUCCUGAUACCCCAUCACCUCCUACCACAGACAUUGAACCAUCAGAAAGGGACUAUCAGCACUCUCGCUAUUUGCGGAAUAGACAACACAGUGGUGGGUCAUGUCCAGAAAGAGAGUCAUCAUCCAGGGAACAUGAAUCAGAUAGCAAGGGUGAUAUCAGUCUCUCUUCUGGUAAGGGUAAUGUGAACAAGGCCAUUGAUCGGUAUCAGGAGAAGGUUAAGAAUGCAAUGAGUGGGAGAAGAGACAAUCAACAACUUCCUGUCAAGAAUCAGAUGCCUGCUCUCAGCAUGAGAGACAAAGAUGCUAUUAAUGAGGCUCAAAGGAACUUACAAAUAUCUCAAGAUAAUGAAAUGGCUUGCGGAAAGGUCUCACAUCAGCCUGUCAGAGAUGAUGGAAUAAAAGGGUCGUAUUCUGUACAAGAUUCAAGCUGUUCAAGGUCAGUCUUUGGCAGGGUAAAAGCACAGGUGCAGAGCAGCAGUACUGGAUAUUCAUCUGAGAAGACAAAGUCCGAUGAGGAUAUUCUCGAAAGUGUAACUACCCAGGUAAAACCUAAGCUGAGUAGGCAACGUGCAGCUGAAUCAGUGAAUCAGAAUGUAGAGAUGCUGGCAGGAGAGGGCAGCACGCAUCUUUGUCAAAAUUUAGCAGAGAGUCCGCUGGAAAAGAGCCAAGCAUCAAGGCAAGCUUUGUCACAGUUGAGAGACAAUGACCCUGAUGACAUGUCUAGUCCAAUUUGGAAGCGCAAGUCACAGAUGGAAGCAUAUAGGUUAGAUGGAGAUGAAAAGAGAGGGGACGGGAGAGAUGAUGUUGAUGAAAGUGAAGAUACAGACUCAAGAGUUGCAUCAUUUAUGACAGCUCCAGAUGUAAAAGGCAAAGAAGAAAAUGGAAAACUUUUAUCAAAAUAUGGAAAUGAAGCAAACUGCAAAUUAUCUCCAAAGCAUUACGUUGGUAAAAUGCAGUCUCCUAAGUCUUGUAGAAAGUCAAGUUUACCACUCCCCACCCCAUCUGCUGUUACUGUGGCAACGAGUAAGCCAUCUGGAGCAGGUCUGUCGCAGAGUGUGGGAUCAAUUGCUAAAGCAGAUGUCAGUGUGGUAAAUGGGAUGAAAUCAGCGCAGAGUGGAGAUGCAGGGCUAGAUAGAUUGGAUACGAGUAAAGCAGUAAUGAGAGAUGAAAGCAGUACAACAGCAGGAACAAAGGAUGAGACUGCUUGCAAACCAUUACUGUCAAAAGUAGAGGCAGGGAAUGAUCAAGGGAGUAAGAGUGUGGUGAAGGUACAGGGUAAUGUAGUAGGAGCAGAGAAGAUGAGGCAACAAAUCCCAGUCAGGACUAGCAGAGAAGCUACAGAAUCUCUCCUGCAGAAGACAAAGAUGCAGUUCAAUCGUGGGGAGGUUGGGAGAUGUUCUCUCGGGGCCAAGAUGACACAACUAUCCAAGAAAGGUGCACCGUCUCCAUCAGAACGCCCGUUAUUAUCCCACAAUGCAACAGGACGUGGCCCUCUUGCCAUGGCUGCCUCUGCCAAGGCUGUGGAUGUACCUGUAUUGGAAUCAUCGCCACGGUUACCAGGAAGACGGCAGAUGACACCUGAGCAUCUACGCAAUGAAAGAGAUUCUCUUGGAGACAUGGUUGAAUUCACUUCUCAAAGCAUUGAGGAGAGAGCAUCAGUCCAGAGUAUGUCAACUGAGUCUCUUCAGUCGGGUAACUCCUUAGGAUCAUCAGCAGAUUGGGAUUCUCCUAGCAAGAACAGUUCCACCUCUCAGCAGGCUUCUACCCCACUGGGCAAUUUGUUAUCAAGUGACUCUGAAUCCGAGGAAGAAGAAGAGAGUGUAAACUUUGUUGAUAUGUGGAAGGCUCGGUCUACUCCACCCAUUAAACUACCAGACUGGGAUCCUAAUAAGAGCAUUGAAGAACAUAGAAAGAGGAUGAGAGAGUCAUUAGAAAGAACAGAGAGUGCCAGUUCUGCAUCUAGUGAGCAGUGGAUCCUCAGUUAUCCUAUACCAGAUGACCCAUCAACCAGAUCAGGACCAAGCAGCAGACAAAGCAGUGUUGGUAGUAUGACCAGGCAGGAUUCUUCUAAUUCUAGAUCAGGAGUCGCAUGUGAUGAAGAUAGGAAGAUACUCCAAGAACUCUUGGAGAAGGAGCAUAAAGCGCAGAGUAGGAGCACCAGCAGCGAUAGCAGUCCAGAGGGGAAGAAAGAGAAGCAGCAAGUCAUAGGUUCAAACCACAGCUUGGGUGAUACAUCCAUCAUGUCUGAUUUUGUAUCAAGCAUAAUGGCAGAGGUGAAGUUGGAAGAUGCGACUGCAAGAGGAAAAUCCAAAUCAAAAGGGUCCAAAGAUGAUUUGACAAGACCCAAGAAGCUUCUUAACAGUCCAUUCAUUAGAUCUCAGAGUAUGAGAGCUCCACCUAAACCAUCAAGACCGGAAAGGACAAGAAUACCAAGUGGUGGAAACAUGGACAAAGGAAAGGUUAAUUCAAGUAUUCCAAAACCACAGUCUCAUAGUAACAAAUCUCUUGCAAGUGUCAAGAAAUUGGACACACCUAGUACUAAACCGUCAAAAACUGUUCAGAAUCAUUCAUCGAGUGAUAGCAAAAAGAAUGGAAGUGGGCUGACAAGAACUUUCAUGUCCAAAGCUUUAUCAAGAACUACUAAUAAAAGUGCAUCAGACAGUCCGACUUCAAAUCAAUCACAGUGUGAAAUGACGAGUCCUACUGCUUCAGAAAAGUCUGGAGGAAAGAGUAAAAAAGCAAAUUCAAAAAGUGGGAAAGGAAAAGGCAAAGGGAAUGACUGUACACCAAAGGGAAAAUCAACUACUUCGGGUGCCAAAGACCCUGGAUCAGCUAAUAAAGAUUCCAAGAGUAAAAGUAAAAUACCUCAGUUAAUCAGACAGGGUUUAAAACAAAGUCCCGGAAAAACUGAUUCAACAAAGAAAAAAGGUCAACAGAGGAAAGAAAUUGUUGUUGAGUCUCCAAAAACAGCACCAGCAGGGAGCGAAAUGCUAAGAACAGAAAAAUCAUCCAAUUACAACACGAGUGCUUUCACAGAAGUUGCUCCGCUCACCAAGCAGCCAAGUUUUGUCGUGGACAAUGUGCCUUUCAUUGAUGAUUCUUCUAGAAGUCCUACCAAAAAUGAGAAUCCCAACAAAACCCCAUCACCGAAUGAUGAGAAAAAUCUUUUCACAAGCCACUUAGACCAGCAAGGUGAAGCACUCUGUGGACAAUCUCCCAAACUAAGUCCUCGACUUCUUCAGAGACUUCGUGCCAGUGGUAUUGAGCUUGCAAACAGCAGUGGUUCGGACAAUGACUCUGUCUUCCUUCCCGAUGAACCACGUCCUAGCACAUUGCCGAUUGACUCGGUACACACCUGUCCUAUGGGCAAUGGUAAUGUUACAAAGCAAUGCCAACAGCCAGAAAGAAGAGAAAAUGGUUCCACUUCAGAACUGCACCUAGAUCAAAAGGAGAUUGAAGACAUUAAGAAUGGACUCCUUGUAAGUGAAUCAGAUGCUCUCAGUAUUGGCAGCUGGAGUGCCAAGUCAAGUGAAUUUGGGCUCAAGAAUUCAUUUUUGUUUGGGAAUGGGGAUUUGGGAAAUGUUGGGACACCAAGCAACAGAAGUCUUGGUCGAGGAAGCCUUGACAGGGGAAGUAUAGGAAGAGGAAGUCUUGAAAGGGGGAGUACUGGGAGAGGGAGUCUAGCACCUUCUGUCUCAUCGAACCCUGAAGAUUCUACAGAAUUAGGAAGGACGGCAGAUGAUGAGGUGGAUCCCAAGAAAUAUGAUGUUCCUUUGGUAUCCACAGAGAUGAUGGAAGACUUUGAAGCAGAAGAUCUCUGUGAUGAAGAUGGGAUGAGCAGUGAUAGAGAGAAAGAGGCACAGCUCACUGAAAAGGAACGAGCGAACCUUCUUGAUUCUCUCUUUGAGAGUGAUGAUAGUGAUGGAGGUCUUGAUGGCUUCUUAGAUGAAUCCAACGAAUCUCUGCUUGACAGCCACCCUGAUGAAAAAGAGUUCAUGAAACUCCUUGGCGACAAAGGAAUGAAGAGACAAGUGGUACGUCAAUCUGUAUACUGUCGAGUGUCCCUCAUACAAAUGGAUGUCUUCUCUCUCUACAAUCGCUUUGAUGAUCAGGAGAAGGAAGCUCUGGCAUGCUUUGACUUCCUAGAAGAGAUGCAUGCAAACAAUGCCGGUGAGACACACUUCACUGAUGACCAUCCUUUCUCUGUGAUCAGUCCAGGUGUUAGGAGUGGUAACUCUGAUAAUUAUGAUGGCAGCGGUGGGAUAAGUGAUCACUUUGGUAGUAAGGGUACAAUCAAGGAUUGCUUUGAUACUAGCCUCAUGCAGGCAGGUGAUGCUACUAGUAGUCUCUUUGGAGAUGACCCAUCAGAUGCCACUCUUGUUGGUGAAUCAUUCACUUCCAAAGGUUCUAUAGGAGAGAGCUUACAUGAGAACAGUGGAGACUUUACUGAGCACUUUGAUGGAGAUAGUUUCAGCAGCCGACAUAGCAACAAGGUCUUUGAUGGCUGCUAUGCUAUUGGCGACUUCAGCGAUCACCUUGGCAACAGGAGCAAUCUCUGUUCCAGUAUGUCCUCCUCAUCAACAGCUAGCUUGUCUUCCCAUGAAUAAUAUUUAAAAAUAUCUCAGCUUUUUUGCACUUCAUAACAUUUUGUAUCCCCAAACCUGCUUGCCCCAAAUUUGAGCCUCCAUUUUUAUAUACCAUUUGUAAGUUUGAUAAAUAUCCCCAUGUUUUACUUUGUCAUUUGUGAAGUUCUUUUGAUAACUUUUUGUAAACUGUAUCAAAUUUUCAAACUAAAUGAAAUGUUGGUUGUCAGUCAAUAACUGUUUUUAUCAAAGUACCUUCAAUUCAUUAGUUAUCAUGUUACCUGUAAAUUGUUAGACUGCUAUGUUCAUUACAAUGUAUGUUGAACUGCAGAGUUCAAAUGUUUUCAUAAUUAUGCAGCAAAAUUCUCAUCAAAAAAUAAGUUAUUAAAGGGUCUAAGAAUAAUUUUAAAAUUUUGUUGGUCCUAUUUUAGGUUAGUUAUAAAGAAUGGAUGAAUUUUGUUUUUUUAAUAUGUCAGUGCAACCAGUAAACAUCUGAUUUUUAACAAAUUCAGUUUUUCAAAUUUCAAAAUCAAAAGAAGUAAAACAUUUUUUUUAGUUGUAAAAAACACUGUUCAAAUUUAGCUAAGCCCCAACAUUUGACUCUUAAGACAUUUAUCUUAAAAUCUAGAGAUGUCUUAUUUUGCUGUAUAUUUAUUAAUUACUAAUGUCUGAACCACAUUGUUCCACUCCUAAAACCAUCAUAGAGAAUGAUUUUCUUACUAUGUACUUAAUAAAAGUCAUCUCAAUUACUUUCUGUAUGUGACAACUACCUCAUGAAUUGUUUCAAAGUGCCACUUGACAUUAACAGAAUUCAGUCUUACAAAACAUGAAAUGGCGUCAGGCUUUCAUGUUGAACAUCUUUUAGAUUGGUUGCCAUUUCAACUUCACACUUAAUCUUCUAUUUAAAGGGCAAAGUCUGGAGGUAGUUGACAUCAAAACAUGACAGUAGAAUUAUUGUAUCUUUUUUUCUUGUUGGUUUUAUGUGAACUUUGAAGUAAGUAUGUGUUUUAGGAUUUGUGCAAUAUUUGUUUAGAGUUUGUGAUGUCAUCAUGAUAAUCUUUAACUUUAUUAUGUUUAGUCUUUACUUUGUUUGUACUGGUUCUGUUUGUCAAAGUUCUGGACACACUGUACAUGUAUCGUGCCUAUGACUACCGUCAGGUAUCUAUUAAAGAGAUGUUUGCAGAGAUAGAUAAUUACGUAGGACAUUGCAAAAAUAAUGACUUUAUAAUCUUUUGAAGAUUACAUGAUGUUGAAUACUAAACAAGGAUAUCUCUUCAGAAAUACCAUUGGAACAAUAGGCUGUUAGAACUGUAAAUGAUGCAUUACUAGAUAUAAUCUUGUUCAGCCAGUGUUUUCUUUUCUUCAAAACUAAAAAUAUGAUUGGAUAUCUAAUUGUUAUCAUCAACUUAUGCAAGUAUGAUUUAAUUUGCGGAAUGUAGAAAAAAUAAAGCUGUAAUAGUUGUUAAGACAAAGAAGAUAAUUGCACAGUUUUGAUUGUUUAUCAACAUAGAAUCUCUGCAACACUCUUGCUUUCUAUGCAUUAAUCCAUCUUGGACAUGUCUCACUCGUCAUUCUCACUUGAUUUAUAAACCCAAUCUAUACAAGGUAACUCAGGAACAUGUAUUAUUUGUGCCAUUGGGGAAAUGGCGAUUUCAGUUCACAGCAUUGACUUCAUAACCUUUUUUUGUUCAUCUACUUAUUCAUAUAUUACUCUUUAAAUAUCUACAGGGAAAAUAUUGACAGCAUUGCCUUCUCUACUUUACGUUUAGAGAAUAUGUAUUGUUUGGUGCUAAAUUUUGCAUUUCAAACAUAGGAAAUUUAUUUAUAUAUUUUUUUUAAUUCAGCUCUUCUCGUUUCAGGAUUCGUGGAGUGUCAUGGGGCAGACUUGUUGAUUCAAUUUGAAAAGGCUGGUUAUUAUUUUAUUUAUUUUAGAAAAAAAUUAACCUAAUCAAUAAGAUUAAGUGUGAAAUUAAAUUUUGUUUAAGUUAAAGCUAGUGUGGUUUUAAUGUUUGACAUUAAAUGUAACCAUUACUUAACACUGCUUUUUAGAGAAAAGAAAUGUAAAGAACGGUAGCAAGUGUGUUCAGUUCUGCCUGAAUUCUGGAGGGGAAAAAUAGUAAUAUUGCAAAGAAACUUGCAUGAAAUGCGACCAAGUAUAUAUUCUUUCUUGGAAACUUACAUUUAUCAAAAUGGAUAUUAUUCUAAAAGAACAUACAUGACUGCAGAUAUUGUUUCUGUGUAUAGAAGAGUAAAUAGCUGUAAAAAGAUAGAUAAUAUAUGUGAAUCAGCAUGUGUAUGUAUUCAUAUUUAUGUACAUUAGAUUAAAUAUUCAUUAAUACCACAAGUGGAGUGGGAACUAUAUUUUCCUUUAAUAAGAAAAUUAAAGAAAUUAAAAUUGAAAUCA